AUGAAUGACCAAAGGUUUGCUAGUCCAGAACUUAAGUUGGGCCAAAUGUUUGAUGCUCUAAAUGAGAGGGAAAAGGGUAAACUCCCUAGUCAACCUCAGCAAAAUCCGAAAGGAACAUUUCAGGCAAGUACAUCUAAUUGUAAUGAGACUGCACAUGCUGUCACCACUCUUCGUAGUGGUAAAAUUGUUUAUAACAAUGUAGGCGUACCACAGACUAGUGAUUCCGAGUCAGACUCAUCAUUGCAUCCAACGCCACAGAAAACAUCCAUUGUAGAAAAUGACUCCGAGCAUGUUUGUAAAUCUAAAAAUUCUACUGAUGUUAAUGUUUCUUUGCCAGCUAAUGUUCAUGUUGCUCCAUUUCCUCAAAGGUUGGUGCAGCAUAAGAAAGGUACCCAUUACAAUGAGAUGUUAGAGAUGUUCAAACGAGUUAACAUCAACAUCCCAUUUCUUGAAGCAAUAAAACAAAUCCCUGCUUACGCUAAGUUCUUGAAAGAUCCGUGCACACAAAAGCGAAAGCUUAAUGUGCAUAAGCAUGCCUUUCUUGCUGAACAGGCGAGCUCUAUCAUUCAAAAUAAGACUCCACCUAAGUUUAGAGACCCAGGUUGUCCCACAGUCACAUGCAUGAUAGGUGACCAUACGGUCAAUAAGGCGUUACUGGACUUAGGGGCAAGUGUUAACCUACUGCCAUAUUCGGUGUAUGUGCAGUUGGGUCUUGGAGAGUUAAAACCAACACCUAUAACUCUGCAAUUGGCAGACAGAUCCGUCAAAGUGCCACAUGAUACUCAGCCUGUGCAUAACCCAGUCUCUCACAUUCCUGUCAUUUUAGGACGUCCCUUCUUAGCGACGUCCAAUGCAAUCAUUAACUGUCGUAAUGGAGUGUUGAAAUUAUCGUUUGGUAACAUGAUUGUGGAGUUGAAUGUUUUUAAUGCUAGCCAGCAACAUUUAGAUCUUGAUGAUGAUAAUGAUGUGCAUGAAAUCAACAUGAUUGAAAGCUUGAUUUAG
Messenger RNA from Papaver somniferum (opium poppy), 1002 nucleotides. RefSeq lists its product as uncharacterized. The transcript has 2 exons. The record is from RefSeq and is a predicted model, not a curated record. Lineage: Eukaryota; Viridiplantae; Streptophyta; Magnoliopsida; Ranunculales; Papaveraceae. Bases 1 to 1002 code for a protein of 333 amino acids.